This is a messenger RNA of Zea mays, 7596 nucleotides long. RefSeq names its product cytochrome c oxidase subunit 3-like. The transcript has a single exon. The coding region runs from base 6698 to 7540 and encodes 280 amino acids. Gene Ontology annotation, biological process: mitochondrial electron transport, cytochrome c to oxygen. NCBI's taxonomy places the organism in Eukaryota, Viridiplantae, Streptophyta, Magnoliopsida, Poales, Poaceae. Gene Ontology annotation, molecular function: cytochrome-c oxidase activity. The record is from RefSeq and is a predicted model, not a curated record. Gene Ontology annotation, cellular component: membrane; mitochondrion.
AGGUCUAGAGUAACUAGAAUACCAGGCCAACUCUUUGAACAGAACGGAAAGAGAGUCCACUUCUGCAUGGAUCCUUCAUUUCCGGAACAAGGAAGCUGGGCGUAGACCCGUUACUUCUUACUUUACUACGGUGGAGGGGAUGCCAUGAUUCCAAUGCGUAUUGACUAGGUCGUAAGAGAACUACUUGAGCUCUAAUACUUUGAUCCUCCUAUAGGACUCGAAACCAGUCUACGCCCUUGCCCUGUAGGAAACUAGACUCGCUAGUAAAGAGGAGGCGGAUGCUUCGCUUUAGGCUUGGCUUGAGCUUCCGUUUAUUGGAAAAGUGCCGUAGCUCUAGUUGGGAAACAUUUCCAUUCCUGUCUUCAACUGAACCCUGGCCAGUUCCCUGAGCAGAUCCAUUAGCAUAGCAACAAAGGGUUGUUUUCUAUCACGACAGAUUCGCCUAUUCCUCGCAUCACAACAAGACAGACGUAUCUCUUGCCAGGUCCUUUUCUGGAUCUCAUUCCAGGCCAGUUGGGAAGAGGAUUCGCCAGACCUUGGUUUGGUUUUAUGUAAAAUUGGAAUCGUGGCCAUAAUCAGGUAUGGCACAUUAUGAAGUAACUGGAAUGGGAAUGGGGUCUUACUUCGAAUUGGACACGGACGCACUAUUGGAUUUCCUUUUCUGAAGGCUAGGGCUAUAUCCAUUAGUAUCAAAUGCCUUAAUUGCUUUAUUUUCUUUCUUUGGUUUAGGCGUUCCAUUGCCUCAAUCUUCACCAUUGGUACAAGAUCCCCUCAAGAACUGCUCUUUUCAGAACGUUCAAUCUGAGUAGAGGCUGAGCCACACAUCAUCUCACCCAUUGGGGACUUUUACUUCCUCUUCAGGCCUUGUAGUGAUUUAUGUGAAAAAGUGGAAAUUCAAUUUCCAUUAGCCACCACUACUAUCAUGGGUACAGUCUGUGUAAUCUUGCAUUGUUCCUAGCUAUGCUUUGUAUCUUCGAAUACACUUGACUAGAGCUUGCUUGUGGAUCGAAUAUUUCAAAGAACGAAUACUUCCGCAUAUGCCGACGGCGAAAGCAAUCUCCUAGUGUCUAGUGUUCGUGGUCUCGACCUAUUUUCCAUUGGUAGAAGCCUGCCGUUUCUAUCAAAGCUUUUCCAACAAAGAAGAAGCCCCAUAUUGCAGCUGAAAGAACUUACCCACCCGGCACCUAAUGAUACACGUACGUAGGUUAUGCCUCUAAUAGUAUUUCCAACCACCAGGUCCGCUUGAGAUUAAUAAGAUUUGGGCAGAUGGGGGGGCUUUAAAAGCUUAGAAGCUGAUCCCAUCCCACACUUAGAAUGAAUAGUGCACUCUCCUCUCGUGGCUGUUGCCGAUCGCUUGAUUGAGAAGCAGCCCUCGACUCGGUCUACAACUCUAAGAUCUCAGGAUUGGCACUCUUGAGGGCGGACACCGGCCUAAACUCCUUCUGUUGAACCCCUGGAGAGGAGGGACCUCAGGAACAUAAACAUAAAACAGUGGCUUUCGGAAGCAAAGGUUGACCUCUUCGCGGCAUUACUCUUUGGCACUAUACUCGUAUCCGUGUCCUGGUAGAAGAUAGAUCUCAGUCAUGGCUAGAGGAAUGUGAUCCGUUGUGGAAAGGCAAUAUAUUUUUGAUUUCAAGCACAGGCGCAAGUAUGCCACUUAGGGGGAGUAAGCACAGCUCGUCGUAGGAUAGCAAUCCACAUAAAAGAGAGAAGUAGUUUAAGUUGAUGCCAGUGUGGGUAAACGAACUCUUUAGCCGGAUCUGGAGAUGGCGACUAGCGCAUAAGCCUGCUGACUAAACGAGCUGUUCUGGACUGGAUACGAGACUGACUCCCCAGAGACCGGGGAUCACUGAACCCUAUUAUUCCAAGCAUGGGCUUUAGCGGAGAAAGGUGCUGCUCUAAUGGCGAACCAAACAGCUUCAAAGCUCCGAGGGAAGAAAGAUUUGACCCCCAUUGAAACCUGUCUUUGAAAGGUGAUACGAGCACAGAAAUGUAGAUAGCCCUCUAGUCCGGAUGGAUGGCAGUCUCUAUCUAGUACGAGAUUCCACUGGUUCACAUCAUUCACUAAUCGAAAACUUACGUUCAGAUUACGUUCUGCAUGAAUGCUUGCUCAAACCUCUAAGUGCUCGUACCUGGCCCAGACCUAACAAGUGCCACAGUUCUUAAGUAUAGCGGAUCUCAUAUCGGGCAGUCAAGCAUUUCUCUAGUCUGGUUCAGAAGCCGCACCGUUGGCCAAUACCUCUAGCAAAGAUCGAGUGAGUUCGUUCUCACCUUUUUGAUGGGAACUCCUUGCUUGAGUUCCGUCGACACCAAAAAGUAUUGAAUAGCGCUGACACUCCUUCCUAUAUUCCUCUCUGGCAAGUCCACGGCAUCAAUCAAUACGAGUGAGAAGUGAAAACCUCGCUCACAAGCACGGGUGUCGAACUCUAGUCUAGAUCAGUGCCAGUGCGGCACUACGAGUCAAGGUGCCGGAUGAUUGAUCGAGGGAAGAAACCCCGUAUUUUUGCCCUACCUCUGGAAACCCGAAUCCAGUUUUCGAAAAGAAAGAAAGUUUUGCCGUGAUUUUUGCUUAGGAAGUGAGUAGACGUAUAAUGUACCGGCAUCUUCCACUGCUACGUAUCCUCAACCCAGAGGGAGGUCUAAUUAUUCCUCCCUCUGGGAUCAAAUAAAUGUCUUCCAACCCCCACAUGGAAUAGGGCUCUGAGACGCACCACAGAGCACGUAGCAGCGACUUUGAAGGUUUCGAGUCCGAUACCAUACCCUAAAAAGAAUAAGAAGAGCCUUUCUGCUUCAAUCGGCAGGGCUUCAGGAGUGGACUUGAGACGAAAACCUCGGUCAAAUGCGCCAUAGUUGAGAUAGAAUGGCAUUUACCCGUGUUCAAGAAAAUGGAAGUUUAUUUAGAGGGUUGUCGCUUUGAUCGAUAGUGCUAGGCUGCUUAAGACUAAGACCGGCGUAUUUCAUAAGAUUUCCUAAAGUUGGUUUAUAGGGUCUGGGCCUAAAGAAGCAUGGAUGCCUGGAAUUGCUAUUUCCAAUCUCAAGUCAUAUUUGCAUUUGCGCUGAAGAUUUGCGUAGGAAAGGUGGCCAGUCUCCUCCGACUCAAAAGCCCAAAGGAACUUAUUUUCCAUGCCCGGUAUCGAGAACCUUCUCUGCCUUUUCCAUGCCCGGUAUCGAGAACCCUCUCUCCCUACGACCUUCUUUCAGGGAUGCGUCUUCCUUGAAUUGAAUUGAACGGCACUUCGGAACUUGUGAAAUACUUUCUUAUCGCCAGGGCUCAGUUUAUUCGAGUAUUUGUGUUGGUCCGCACUCCUAUCUCCUAUCUACAGCUACCGCUAUCAAUUCCUAUUCCCAGUUUGUUUCCUCUAUCCCUUCCUAAAGUGGCAGAAGCAUUCGAGUAAGAGAUCGGCAUCACACUAGUGAAAGUCAAGUAACGGAAAAGCAUCUCCUAAAUAAAAAGAAAUCAAUUAGACUAGUUUUCGAAACGAUGCUCCCACAAAAGGCAAGCUUGUCCAAUACGGGUUACCUUGGCCAAAGAUAGGAAAAUAGAUGCAUCUUUUCGGAAAGGAGAUACGAACCUUCUCCUCUUGUACAACAAACAGGCCUCCCCAAAAGGCAGAAGCAUCUCCGCUUGGUUAUAGGCUGCCUUCAAGGAAAUACGUGAUACCCGUUCCCUUGGCUAGACUAGAGCCGCUAAAGAUCCAUUUGAUGGGUUGCCUCUGAGGAGCUGUGCCGUCCGUUGACACCUUCCUCAAGUGUCUGAAUCAAGUAAUGGGUUUGUUUUUUCUCGUACCUGCAUGGUUUCCUACUUAUUGGCUUGAAGCCGACCCAUAGCUUUGUUGUGGUGAGGAUGACUCUAUUCCUCUAUUUCUGAUUUCGAUUUGAUUCACGACUGAUCCACAGUUCGAUGUCUUUAGCCAGGGCAGAUCUCCCAAUCCGGAACGGAAGUCCGUAUUCACUUGUGAGAAUAUGAUCUUCCACACUGGCAUCCACAGCUACUACUCGUCCUUACUACUCCUCGGAAAUUGCAAUUCAUUCACAUCUGCUACCAAUACCAAGAAAUACCAAUACGGACUUCUUGUUCCAAUCGAAACGAGCAAACCUGGGGAAGAUAGCAAGAUUAGCAGAACGGGAACCCCCACGGGGAAGGGCUCUGAGACGCACCACAGAGCCCGUAGCAGCGACUUUGAAGGUUUAUCGCCCAUCGGCCCAGAAAUCCAUAGAAAGACGAUUGAGAUUAGUGAAUGGCAUCGAUCUGAAGUUCAUAGAAUCUCUAGCGUCUCUUUGUUCGUAACAAAUGAGUAACUUAACUACUAAUGUGACGAAUAGUGCCAGGCGUAGUGUAUCACUGGAAUUCGAUCAGUCUGUUGGAAAGGGAUCACUCUCUGAUUCUGCUUCAAGUCCUGUGCGUGCCUGUUUCGAAGAAUGCUAUUCGCUCUAGUGGAAAAAGUAGCGAUUUAUGGCCAUGAUCCCGACCCGAACCCUCAAAUGAUGACGAACGGCUGACUUCACGUAGAACCCGUUAUGCCAAUCUGGAUUCCACAUCUGCUACAAGAAAAUCGUCUUGAAAGAUUGCAAAUCAAGCAUUCGUCCUUAGCGCAGUUCCUGAAAGAUAUCGUGCCAACAGAAAGAUCUCGUUCCCGUAGAUUCCGUUCGUUCCAGCAAUCGUGCCGGAACUCACUGAUCCAUUCAAAGGAUUUCUUUACCACUGCUCCCGAUGGCCAAAGGACCGAUAUCUUCUUCUCACGCCUAGCAAAGAUCGAGUUCUGUUCUCACUUCACUUAAUGAGCCUAUUUAUCUGUUUUUAUACCAUAGAUUAGAUUCUCAGGGAGAAGUGGCGCACUUUCUCGAGCUAUCUAAGCAUCCAGGGAAGUGAUUCCACAAGCUAGAGAGAUUCUCCUCUUUUCUUUUUCAGAGUUGAGCUGGCGGAUCAAUGUUUGUCAAAUCAUUCUCUGUUGAGUUGAGUCCUCGCCGAAGGUGCCGUGCCGUAUAGUACUUCCCCAGGUGCGCUAUAGUACUUCUCCGGUUAUAGGUGAUAGGUGCAUGGCUUCCGCUCAUAAAGAAUGAGUGAGACCGGCGCUCAAUCAAUCAGCCACCAGUAGAGGAUAAAGGAAAAAGGGGUUCAUCAAUGAGAGGCGCAUGAGAUUCUGUAUUGGCCAACUCUUUCUAACUAUCACUAGGCCGGAUACUCCGAUUCUCUGUGGACGAUUUCCUUCUCUCUCGUUCAAUGCCCUUUGGUCUCGAGGAUCACCAUUUGGUGGGGUUGGGGUCACACCCGAAGUCGUAUUGGAGAAUUGAGCGGAACUACUUCCAUGUGCACUCUUUUCUCGGGUCAGGAAGCCCUGUUUUUGAAGUGAAGCAGGAAGACCUCUUCGUCAUCAUUAUUGGGGUAUGGGCCCUAAAUCAUUGGAAAAGACGGUUUUCUUUAGGGAAUUGACACGAUAUCGCCUCCUUCUGUACUAAUCAAUCAAGGGAAUGGAUGAGUUCACUUAAGAAGCAGGCCUGGCCAACAGAGAAGUCAGCUCAGGUUUCAUCUCAUCUAAGCAGCAGCCAAGCGAUGAUUCUGGAAUCGUGCCAUGCUUGACAGUUGGACUUCUCGCCAUACAUAGAAAUGAACUGCUGAUGAGCUAGCUAUCCCCGAUAUGAUCUGGUACUAGACUUCACACAUGUUGCCAUCGUAUAAUCGGAGAAUCAACGCGGAAAGAAAAAAAGAUGAUUUUCGAUACUAGGAUGACUACUCCCGAGGCCUGUUUUAACUAAAGAAUUUACAGGUGGCCCGGUCGGUAAACUAUUCCCGAGAGAGGAGAAGCAGAAACAUCAAUCUGUAUUUUCGUAUCAUAUUCCAGCAGCUCCAAUGCCUUAGAGCGGGAUCUUAUCUUCCUAGAAAGAAAUGAGUGUUGCACACGGAUAGCCAGCUACUCCUUAUGAAUGGGAUGCAUGCAUAUUUCAAUUCAUGAACUGAAGCUCGUAGAAAUCCUUCCUAUCCGCCUAGUUACCUAUCCGGGCUUGUUUCGUAGAAAUCCUACCUUGCUUUUGUUUUGAGAAAGACUAUUUUUGAGUUUCUUCGGUGCAAAAGUAGGCAAGUCCGUUUCAUAUAGCUGCAAAAGUUAGCAAGUCCUUUUUCCCUAAGGAAACUCGAUUUCCAAUGAAAAAAGUGCGGAUCACUGGGUCAAAAGUAGUGUUUUUCUAGUUUACCUCAUAAAUGCAUGUUUUGAGAGCAAUAUUUUUCGGUCAAGUCCUAAUCACUUAGCUGUAAAAGUAGGCUUUUUUCAUCUCCCGAAACCUCCCCAAAACUCCACACCAAGCCUUUAGAUACGCAAAUAUGAGCUUGCCUUGGCUUUAUUGCCCUUAUCGGAUGGAAGUUACAGAUGAGAAAUGACGUAUCUUACGUAUCGAAUCUCAAGUAACGGAUGAGAAUUGACGUAUUCAAAGUGGAAAGAACGAAUAUCGAUUCUCGUGGAUGAACGGAGGAAAUGGGAACUUGGUCUUUGCACUCUUCUUUCGGGGGGUUAUCCCAUGACAUGAUAAAGACCAAUCCAAAACUUCUUCGUUUCGUUGGUAGAACCAACGCCGACUCUUCUCUAAAAUAAUAGAGAGAUCUUUUGAUAGUAUCACUUCUAUCAAUGCAAUGAAAGAACUAUCCCUUCCUAUUUGUUUGUCCUAAUGAGACAAAGAAGAGCCUCCUUCUUUACCACUUUAGGGGAUGGGGGUGAAGGGGGGUUUACAUACAACCGGGGCAAAGUGGUUUAUGAUUGAAUCUCAGAGGCAUUCUUAUCAUUUGGUAGAUCCAAGUCCAUGGCCUAUUUCGGGUUCACUCGGAGCUUUGGCAACCACCGUAGGAGGUGUGAUGUACAUGCACUCAUUUCAAGGGGGUGCAACACUUCUCAGUUUGGGCCUAAUAUUUCUCCUUUAUACCAUGUUCGUAUGGUGGCGGGAUGUUCUACGUGAAUCCACGUUGGAAGGGCAUCAUACAAAAGCUGUACAAUUAGGACCUCGAUAUGGUUCUAUUCUCUUCAUAGUCUCGGAGGUUAUGUUCCUUUUUGCUUUUUUUUGGGCUUCUUCUCAUUCUUCUUUGGCACCUACGGUAGAGAUCGGAGGUAUUUGGCCCCCAAAAGGGAUUGGGGUUUUAGAUCCUUGGGAAAUCCCUCUUCUUAAUACCCCUAUUCUCCCUUCAUCCGGAGCUGCCGUAACUUGGGCUCAUCAUGCUAUACUCGCGGGGAAGGAAAAACGAGCAGUUUACGCUUUAGUAGCAACCGUUUUACUGGCUCUAGUAUCCACUGGCUUUCAAGGAAUGGAAUAUUACCAAGCACCCUCCACUAUUUCGGAUAGUAUUUAUGGUUCUACCUUUUUCUUAGCAACUGGCUUUCAUGGUUUUCAUGUGAUUAUAGGUACUCUUUUCUUGAUCGUAUGUGGUAUUCGCCAAUAUCUUGGUCAUCUGACCAAGAAGCAUCACGUUGGCUUUGAAGCAGCUGCAUGGUACUGGCAUUUUGUAGACGUGGUUCGGUUAUUCCCAUUUGUCUCUAUUUAUUGGUGGGGAGGUAUAUGAAAGAAGGGAACGAAUAAGUGGAUUGAGGAAUAAAAGCUCGAAGACAAAGAGAACUU